AUUGAUGGAUGUUGAUGUUCUUUCGCAGGGAAAUAGCAAGAGGCAUCAAGCGAAAGCAUCCCGAAGUAUCGAUGCCUCACUGCUACCCAUGUUCGUGGGAUGGGUCAGUUCCAGCUAAAGCCCCGUCACGCUCCGGGUGUUGGUGGUACCCUUCCCGCUCCCGAGGAAGCCGUCUGAUUCGCUCCUUGUUUCGCGCAUUCGUUUGAACUAUCGCUUUUUUUGUUGCGUCGCAUUCAUGGCGCGAGGUAUUGCCGCCAUUGUGUGGGUCGCCUUGGUCUUUGGCAUACAGUCCGUGGUCCGCGGAAACGAUGAGGGCGCAGAAGCUACGCAGCCUAGCGCGGCAGCCGCACUGAUCACGGCUGCUUCACUGGCGGGUGUCGAUGAGCUCAGCGUUCUAGCAAGAGAGCCCGCGGCCUCAACCUGCAUCGACCAUAUCGACUGGUGGUAUUGUCAAAUUUUGAACACUGGAUCGUCCACAAGUAGCACAAUUGAAACGACGACGGCUCCUGCUACAAGUAGUCCGUCACCGACCCCAAAUCCUACAACCACGACCCCGCAACCGUCUACAACCCCCGCUACGACGAGCUCAUCAUCAACCACAAGUCCUGAGCAAACAUCUUCGACAGGCAACUUAAACUCGAACACGUCUCAGGCUACAUCAUCGACGCAAUCACUUACUUCUUCGACUGCUGGCGCGCAGUCUAGUUCGGCAUCGCAGUCAUCGCGCAGCAACAGUGCUUCAAUGCCGGCAUCGAGUGGAUCGCUUUCGGACAAGUCAGCCAGCGCCUCGAAGGGAUCCAUCACCAUACAACCCACGUCGACGAACGCGGGAUCCGGAGGCGUUCCAUCGCCCUCGACUGUAGCAACGUCGACUGUCACUCGUACGUCGACGAAGAAGUGGAUUAUCCGAAUUAUCCUGGCUGUUGUCGUAUCUUGCAUUCUCCUGCUGAUCCUCGCCGCUGUGACGUUGUGGCGUGUGCGGAAGCGCAGGCGUAGGGUCAGCCAGCACGACGGCAUGAGUUCUUUCCAUAACGACAAUGCUACCGUCUAUACCCGGUUCACUCGAUCUGAUAUGCGGGAGAGCUCGUUCACACCGGGCAUCCCUCGUUAUUCGGCUGGAGGCAGAGGCCCGGGCCAUUCCCCUAUAGAGUCUCCCGUCGAUGCGCAGUCCCACACCGAUUCAUAUGCAUCGGACGACACUCUGUCCCCCGGAGGUCUGCAUAAUGCCACGGCACUCAACAGUCCGUCGCGUCGCAUCCUUGGCUUCCUCGGAACGGCGCAUCACAUCUCCUUCCUUCCACAGCCUGCGCCGACAGAUGCUGCGUCUGCGACACUUUCAGCGGGCAGGCCUGCCUUGCUUGCUGCUCGCCCCCUGGACGGAAGCGUCGUAAUGACAGGCGACGCUCCCUCUUUGCCUAUACAAUAUCCGGACCUACACACCUUGACCCUUUCCGGGCUCGCCGCUUCGCCUGUGGAUAUUUCCCCUGCUUGGUCUCCUAUGUCACCAGCAUCAGGGAAUCAUGUCUCUGGCGUAUGGCACCCAAUACCGUUCGCCUCUUCCCCGACCGCAUUGGCUACGCAACCCUACCCAUCAGAGAAGCAGGACACAGCGGGCGCACAGCCUAGCAUCCUAGCUGAGUCGCCCACAGUCCCGCUGCCGUCGGCGACUUUCGAGACGGAUACUCCUCGGACGGCUCGGGAUUCACGACGGCGUGCGGAGGAUGGCGGUAUCAGCCUGGCCGGCGGGCCACACCGCCCGCGCAGCGCAGAAGGCCCAGACGCGCAGUCAGUCCUGGAUUCCUUCGAUGGAGGAAGCUAUCAAACGCUUCCUCCUGCGUAUGGAGCAUAUUGAUAAAGCAUCUAUCACUGGGGACCGACGAACGACUCACAUCUGGCGCCGUAGUGUCGCAGGCGUGGCGCACCAUUGUCGGUUCGUCAAGAUGACCAUAUCGGUAUUCUAAUCCCCAUACGAGUCAAAGCUUUGAAAAGAUUUUAGCACACUCGCCUCACAGACUCUGUGCGCCAGAUACAAUA
Molecule: messenger RNA, 2034 nt
Organism: Rhodofomes roseus
Lineage: Eukaryota; Fungi; Basidiomycota; Agaricomycetes; Polyporales; Fomitopsidaceae
Exons: 4
Coding region: 236-1852 (538 amino acids)
Source: RefSeq, a predicted model, not a curated record